CACGUGUGGGAGUACAGGUCUACAGGGUACUCUGCUCUCUCUUCCCCCUUCCCCUUUCAUUCGCAUCUCCACCGCUGCCCCUCCAGCCGCCCGCCCGUCGCCUCUCCCAUCACCCGCCGCCUUACACACCCUACGAAGAUUCCGUGCCUCCGGUGGAGCUCCUCCCCGACGGCGUUGCUCCUCCACGCGGCACUACCCGUGGCCUGUCCCGACGGCCCUCUUCCUCGAGGCAGCACCGGCCGCCGUCUGAACGACUGCACCCCCACCGACGAAGGCGCCCUCGUCGACGAGGCACCACCCGCCACCUGCAUCCCUCCACCGGCCACCCACCCCGCUCCAGUCGCCGGGCCGGUCGACCUCGUUCACUCGCCGGAUCUGCAGAGAUUUUGAGUCCACCGCAACAUCAGCGACCCGAGGGAAGUUCAGAGGCGAGAACCUGGAUCUGCGGGUAGGAAAUGGCAGCUGCGACGUAGCGCGAGAUGACAACGACGCGGAUUUCGCCCAGGCUAUACGCGACGGAGUUCACCUACGCUACGCCCGUCCGGCUGCUUAUAUUCCACGCAACAGAGUCUAGUCCUUGACUCCUAGUCGGAACCAGAGCUGGAAGGGGAGCCUGUGUAUAUAUAUAUAUGUGACGAAGCGAAGCGGGGACAGAUACAACUCUUCACAGCUUCCUCGCCCUCGUCUGUAGAAGAAGAUGGCGAUGGCGCUGGCAAACAACCUCUGGCUCGGGGUCUCCCUUGGCAUCUGCCUCUGCGAGACAAGCAUAAUGACGGCGGUGAUCCAGUGGCUUUGGUUUGCCCUUUUCCUGGCUUACAUUAGGCCAAACAAGAAGGUGAAGGUGGUCCUGCUCCAAUUGUUCUGGCUCACCGUCGCCCUCGGACUCCCCCUCGUUGGGCCAAGCAUGAAGGUGACGAUGCUCCAGUGGCUCUGGUUCUUCCUUGGCUUCGCCCUCAGUCCGCCAAGCGAGAAGGCGGCGAUGGAAGCCCGACUCGGUCAGAUGCUUGAAUACACUGCAGGGCGACUUGGUCAGAUGCUUGAAUACACUGCAGCACGACUCGGUCAGAUGCUUGAAUACACGCCUCCAAGGAAGGCAUCGCCUUGGCCAGACCUCCCACCAGAGUUGUUGGGACUUGUGCUCCUGCGCAUGACGUCCCGGGCUGACCGUGUCCGCAUCUGUGCGGUCUGCCGCACGUGGCGCUCCGGCGCGCGGCUGCAGAUGCUGCCCCCACUGCUUCCCUGGGUUGCUCAACGUGACGGCACCUUCCUCAGUCUCCCCGAUGGCGCCAUCCACCGCACGCCCGUCCCUGACUACGACCGCGUCUUGUACCGUGUGUCAACUGGUAGCAUGCUUUUCCUGGUGGACCGCCAGGGCGGCUGUGUCCUCAUGAACCCUUCCUCUGGGAAGGCGACACCUCUACAGAUCAACCUGGAUUAUCUCGAGCUAAGGUACGAAUGGGACAUCCGCAAGGUGGUGGUGUCCGACAGUCUGCACCUUGUUGCCGUCCUGACCAUUGGCAAGACCAACGGCAAGAACGUCACUAUUUAUGUUUGCGGGCCUCAAGGGACCACAGCCAUGGAGUGGGGGCCGCCUGUGAACAGCCGCACCUUCGAUAUUGCAAUCUUUCAUGGGAAGCUCUACAUCCUCACGAGAGAAAAUUAUGGUACACCGGAGGUCUGUAAUGCUUAUGGUCUACCGGAGCUCCAUGUCCUAGAAGUCGGGAACAUGAGCAUCAAGUCUGUCAAAUGCAUAAGGAGCACUCAUAGAGAUUAUGACGCAACACACUUCGUCUUCUACCUCGUCCCCUCUAGAGAUCAGCUGUUGAUGGUGGGACGGAUUGUUGAUCCGAACCCCAUGAAUACACCCAUGCCAUCUCGGUGCUUCAAGGUCUUCCAGGCAGCUGGCCUGAGCAGUGGCCAUGGGUGGUGGAGCAAGGUCCAUACACUGAUGGGGCAUGCUCUUUUCCUCAGCCGAGGCUGUUCUCGCUCGCUUGCUGUUGGUGGCCAGUCUGUCAGUGGGGGAGUUCAAGAAGAUUGCAUGUACUUCAUGAGCGAGCUUGGUGGGGUCACCUUUGUUGAGGUUGACCUUCUCAAUUCCUGUGUGUACGACAUGAGUAAUCAGACAGUGGCAUACCUGCCGUUGGAGACGCAACCUCUGUCACAUCAAACAGGCGGAUGGUUUCCGACUUGGCUUUUUCCAGCUGAAGUUUGAGUUUAAGUUGAAUUUAGAUUAGAUUUUUGGUUCUAAUGGUUUAGCGGAAAUUUGGCCACCCAUGUACUGUAACUUUAUCGUGAGCAUGUGUUAUUGAUGCCUCUACUGGUCAAAGUUUGAGUGCAAUAGGGUAGAAAAGGGGUGCAGUGUUCCUCAUGUGUUGCCAAAGCACCUAAGUUAUUGUAAAGACUAUGUUUCUUGAUUAAUAAAGAACUGAACCAGGCCAUCAUUUCUGCCCUGGUUUUCUCUCUAA
Messenger RNA from Lolium perenne, 2465 nucleotides. RefSeq lists its product as uncharacterized. The record is from RefSeq and is a predicted model, not a curated record. Gene Ontology annotation, molecular function: protein binding. Lineage: Eukaryota; Viridiplantae; Streptophyta; Magnoliopsida; Poales; Poaceae.